Molecule: messenger RNA, 445 nt
Organism: Antrostomus carolinensis (chuck-will's-widow)
Lineage: Eukaryota; Metazoa; Chordata; Aves; Caprimulgiformes; Caprimulgidae
Product: mRNA decay activator protein ZFP36L1
Exons: 1
Source: RefSeq, a predicted model, not a curated record
GGCUUCCCCAGCACUGCUGCCAGCGGGCUGCUGGACAGCCCCACUUCCAUCACCCCACCGCCCAUGCUGAGCGCCGACGACCUGCUGGGCUCCCCCACCUUGCCUGACUGCGCCAGCAACCCCUUCACCUUCUCCAGCCAGGAGCUGGUCAGUCUCUUCGCCCCCAGCAUGGGGGUGCAGGUGCCCAAUGGGAGCUCCCCCACCACCUUCUUGUUCAGGCCCAUGUCCGAGUCCCCCAACAUGUUUGACUCGCCGCCCAGUCCUCAGGACUCCCUCUCUGACCAGGAGGGCUAUCUGAGCAGCUCCAGCAGCAGCCACAGCGGCUCAGAUUCCCCUAUCCUGGACACCUCAAGACGUCUUCCCAUCUUCAGCAGACUCUCAAUCUCUGAUGACUAAUCUGGGGUUUUUCUCUUGCUCCCCCCCAUCUCUAUUAUGAUAUUAAGCU